Messenger RNA from Tetranychus urticae (two-spotted spider mite), 7598 nucleotides. Lineage: Eukaryota; Metazoa; Arthropoda; Arachnida; Trombidiformes; Tetranychidae. The record is from RefSeq and is a predicted model, not a curated record.
GUAAGUUUCUCAAUUGAAAAUUUAGCUUUUCAAUUGAAACAAUUUGCAUAUUGUUUGAUUAAUUGUAUUGACUCUUUAUUUGGUUAAGCUAUUGAAGCUUUUGUCACCUUAAAUAGCUGAAUAACAAUUAAAGAAGUGACAAUUGAAAUAGUUGAAAUAAUUGUCAAUUGAUUUGGCUAACAAAUUAGGAAUAAAGUUGAUUCCAAGAUUCUUGAAACAUUCAAGUGGAAGCAAAACAAAGCAUGUAAACAUAGUGAUAUAUUGUAUAUAGAUUAGAGCUAUGAAUUCCUCAAGUUGAUUGAUCAAUCAUUAAUUUGUAAAGCUGGUUCAAGCUGAAUCAAGAUGAUCAAAUUGUUCCUCGAAAAUGGGAAAAAGUAGAUUAACAUAAUAAAAGGAAAAAAUGGGAACCCAUUAAGGAAGGUUAACCUAAUCACAGUUAGAUGCUUACCAAAAUGACAUGGUUUAUUCACUAGAAAUAUAAUGUAAUAUAAUGUAUAAAUGGAGAAGUGGUAAUACUUAAAGGAUCUAAAAAAAGUAGCAAAGAUGGUGAAGAUGCAUGAAGAGGAAUUUCAAAGAGGAACCAUGUUUCAAGUAAAAUCAAUAUUUACAAGGGCAAUCCAUUCCACCGAUUUUCAGUCUUUUUGUGACCUCCUGGUAAUAGGUCACUAAGAUCAAGCCAAGCCGGAUAUUAUUGUCUUAAAAAACAAAUCAAUUUGGGAAGACCUUCAGAUACAUUGGUUGUCUUGUAUCAUCUGAAUAACAUAAAUCAUAAAUGACUUGGAAAACAUUAUAAUGAUAUUAUGUGGAAAGACUUGACAUUCAAAUUAUACAUUGUAUCUUUGCAUGAGAUCCAUGAUGGAAGUCCUUUUGGUUUUCAAGCUUUGCUUUGUUUUGUCGACUUUGAAUUUGAGAUUUUGAAUCAAUCAAUCGAUUGUAACAAUGGUUAACUGUGGAAAUGGUAGUUGAAGCUCGGAAUAAUCAUCAGGAAUAAGUAUGCUUUUACCAAUCAUGAUUGUGGUGAGGAAGGAGAGGAAGCAGCAUAUUAUCACAAGAAAAGGUUGAUCACAAUAAAAAGGAUGAAGAGUAACAAAAAAAGAUGAUUAUUCAUUCAGUCCGGAUAAUCUGUUUUUAGUGUUAACUCAACCAAGUAAAACCCUUUUUCGAGGGCAUUUCAAAAGUUCUCAUUACCUAGAGAAAGAAAGAAAAAGUAAGAUGAUAGUGAUGGUGAUGAUGGAAGAGGCAAGAAAGAGAAUCAAACUUUCUUUUAGAUCUCUCCUUAAUUCGGUUUCAAUCGAUUCCAUUCAAGUGAUACCUGGAAUCAUGCGAAGCGAUAUUCAAUUUUUUUGGUUGUCUUUUUCUCUUUUUCUUCUUCUCGCUUUUUCGAUGAAAUGAAAAAAAAGAUGAAGAAGAAGGGCUGAAGUAAAAUUUUCUUCUUCUCUCUCUGUCUUCCAUAUUCAUUUUCUCCUCCUCUCUCCCACACUCUCCCAUUUACUCCCCUUCUUUGACUUGAUUCUGGUGUCGUUUCAGCGAAAUUCAGGAGCACUUUUCAUGUUAACUCAAUCAGGUAUAGUUAAGACAAUAGUAUCUUCCUAAACACAACACUACAUGUCUUCUGGAGCAAUCAUUUAACCAUUAAGUUAAUCGUUCAAAAAUUUUCAUUUUUGCUCUCCAGUUCAUUUUCAUCGUUAUUAUCAUCUUGCUCAUCCUCCCUUUAUUUGUCGGGCCCAUCAUUUUGCGUUAUCCCUGAAACAUUAUCAUCACCUCGCCAGUCUACCAUGUCAGUUGACUAAAUUCAUAUUCACCAGAAAACAUUGUGUGUCCUUUUCCCUUCAACUUGAUAUCUUUUGUCCUGUUUUGUUUAAACUCAUCAGGGAAAGUUGCUUUGUUAAUUAAUUCAUUAAUUUGGUGUAUAUCGGGAUCCAUAUUGAAAAAACUUUACAUUUGCUGUUAAAACCAAACAUCUUGUCUCUCUGGGAAUAAUGUACACCAAUCCAAACGGAGAUUCAAUUAUUUGUUGUUAAGUUAAAGGAACCAUAUAGUUGAAGUUUUACAUUAUUCAUCAGGAGCUAAUUGAGUUUAAAAUUUGUCCAAGAUCAUCAUUCAAUGAGAAUAAUCAUGAAAUCUCAAUGUUACCUGAUUUCAAUUAUUCUUCUAUUUACUCUCUCUGGUGGAUUGACUAGUUCAUUGAUCAUCAACGGAAAUCAAAUCAUUUCAAAAGAAUCUUCAUCACCUGGCAAUGUGAUUACAGCUUUACACACCGAGAUUACAUUAAAUUCAGGCGCACUAGCUAAUCGAAUCAAUCGUGGUCCUCAUUCUAGUGAACUUUACCUCAAUCAUUUUCCUCAUCGACCUCAUAAUACACCCUCUACAUCACAAAUAACAAGCAAAUCACUGGACUCUUCAAAUGUAGCCAUCAACCAGAGUGAAGUCAAUCAUUUGCUGGUUAAUUUAACUCAGAACUCGAAACCAUUGUUGGUAGACAAAAGGUUUGCAGAAACAGUAAUUAACACGACAACUAUUUCUCCAGAUAAUGAAAAAGUUACUGUUGUAACCUCAACAGCCUCUUCAAUUACUACACCUUCACCUUUGACUCAUAAGAAAGGUCUUUUACCUUCAAGCUCAAGCAGCACUAGCAAUAACAAAAGUAUAUUUCCAAUUAUAGCCGGAAAUAUAAUCGAUAAAUCUGAUUCAAUAUCAUCACGUCAGGUAUCACCGCUCAUCUAUUUAUCGCGUGAUCCUACAUCUCCAGACAAAUAUGAGGCAAGAGGGGAUACACUAAAUACUGAUGAAUCAAACUCUGAAUCAGGUAUUUUCAAUGGAACAACCAGAGGUUCUAAUAAUCUGGAGAAUGAUUUACCUCCUCGAAGAGGUCAACUUAGAGAAAUCGAUUCUAAUGGUGGCUCUAGUAGUGAAGCUAAUCCACCAAUCAACUAUUCAGACACUUACAACAGAAAUCGUUAUCACAACAUGCAACCUCCAGUGGGAAACUCUUAUGGAAUGUCAUCUCCUAAUGUUAACUCAUAUUAUAAAUACGGUCCAUCGUCUAAACCUCCAAGCCAUCCCAUGAGCUAUUCAGCCAUGUUAUCAUCUCCAUUCUCACCUUCUCCUUUAUCAUCUAACAUGCAUUCUGGAUCAUCGUACCCUGGUAACCCAUACUCAAGUCCCAUUGGUUACAGUUCUCAAUCGCAUGGAUUUUCAAGUCCAAAAAGUCCACCUGUCCCUUACCCAUUAAGACCGAUAAAUUCAAGUGAAAUCGAUGCUAUGGUCGCUCAACUUCGUACACAAUUGAGACCAAAAGGUUACACAGUAACAAACCAAUUCGCUAACGCUGGUUUGGGUCAUAAUAGGUAUCAACCAUUAACACAUGAUUAUUAUGCUUCUUCAUCAUCACGAGGUUCAUUAAGAUCAACCUAUCCCCUUGGACCCUCAUCAUCUCUACACAACUCUAAUGAAGGAUGGCCAUCAAUUUCAUCACCAUCGGUUUCUUCUGCUUCUUCUUCUCCAUCUUCCUCAGCAUCUCAAUCAGCAUCUACAAAUUCAGGUUCUUCUUCAUCAUCGCCAUCAUUUGGACAGUCUCCAUCACCUUUAUCAUCGUCCCAAUCAUCUGAAUCAGGAUCAUCAGAAUCGGGCGAUGAAGAAAGUGCAAAUGGUUCAAGUGGAGGUGGAAACAGUGGCCAAGAAGAUUCCGAUCAACCCUAUCAUACAAACAAUUAUCAAACAACAUCGAACCAAGAGAACACCAAUGAUGAUAAUGAAUCGCCAUCAUUCCCACAAUCAAAUAGUCAAGCUGCAACUGGUCCAACACCAACUGAAUUAUCAAGUCCACAAUUUACUGGCAAUAAUUUUGCAAGUAAUAUGUUAAAUUAUGGUAAAUUAACUGGCGAAUCAGGAGGUGGAAUGGGAUUAGGAGCCGAUUUUACAGUAACAAGUGGUCCUGAUCCGACAUCUGUAGGUUUUCCUGGUGGAUCCGAGGCAAUGAUGGCAGGCUUAGGCCCAGAUAGUUUCGCACACCAUUUAGGUUCUUUUCCUCUUGACUCUGUUCAAUCACUAGAUCCAAUGAUGGGUCCAACAGGAUUCAAAUCACCGCAUGAAUAUAUUCACAACUAUUAUGAUACAGAGCCAAAAGAAAAAUUCAGAUACGUUGGUCGACCAGGAGCUCAAGAGUAUUAUAACAAUGAAUAUCAACAAUCAAGUCGACCUUCACCAUAUGCCCCACAAAAUUCAAUGAAGGAAUUCAUGAGAGUUGUUGAUUCAGUUAAACACGUUGUAUACAAAAUGAAACCAUUAAAAACCGUGGCAUCAAAAAUGUACCGUGAUUUUACCGACAAAAUGAAAAAAAGAAUCAAAAGUUUCCGAGGUCCCCCAGGUUCAGUAAGCUCGAUUCAAUCGCCUCACCAUCCAAAUUCUCACGCUAAUCAUCAUCAACAACACCCUCAACAUCAUCAUCACCAACACUCAGUACCUUUACCAAACCCAGGCCUUGGUCCAAGUCAUUUGGGACCAGGAGGACCUUUCGGAGGGAUGCAAGGAAUCGGUGUUUCAGGAGGAGGACCUUUCUUUCAACAAGGCAUGGGAGGAAUGGGAGGAAUGGGAGGAUUUAAUCCCAUGGCAUUAACAGCCAUGAGCGAAAUGGCCGGUAUGAAGUUACCAGCUCCACCGGGAAUCGGUGGAUCCAAUGGCUUGGGAGGAUUAACAGGAGGAGGAAGACUCAAGGGUGGCUUAGCUGAUAUGCUGGGAGGAAAUUUAGGUGGUAAUAGUAAUGGAGACAUUUCAUCUCUAAUAAACCAAUAUCUGGGAAUGAAAGAUGGAGAAUCCAAUAAUAACAACAACAACAACAAUAAUAUGGAAGAUAAUUUAAUGGAUGAACUAAAUCAAGCUCUUAUUUCACAAUUAGUUGGAGGUUUAAAGUUACGCCGAGAAGAUGGUAAAAAUAGUCAAGAACCAUCUAAAUCAAAUAGAGGGCGAGAAGGAGAUCUAUUUGAUGAAGACACUGAUACUGAUAUCGAUGAUGAAGAUGUCAAAGAGAUCCAUAAAUUUUCAGCUGAUAGAAGAAGCGACAAAGAUCAAUCCCAAAAAUUAUUUAAUGAUACAGGAGCUUCUAAUAAUUCACAAAUUGUAAGUUCAGUUGGUUUAACCAGCAUUGAACAGUUGAUUAACUCAACUGAUUCUGAUUUCCAUAAUACUCAUGUAAAAAAUGAAUUGACUGAUGGACUAACUAUGGACUCAAACAAAUCUCCAGUUAGAUUAAUCAUCAAUGACUCACUUUCAUCAUAUACUAAACCAACAAACCAAAGCGAAUCAAGCAAAUUUGAAUCAAGAAUCAAAGAAUUGGAUUUCGAUAAAACUAAUGGAGCUUCAAUAAACUCAACGUCGAUUGAGCUGAGCUCUUCAGCUGAUAAACUGAUAGCUUUGGUAAAUUCAACUAAACAGGGUAAUAAAGAUAUCAAACGAACAAAGAGAUCAUCGCAAUUAUUCAUUCAACACGGAAAUUCUGAUGGUAGAUCAACUUUAAUAACUGAUGACAAGCUAUCAACAAUUGUUUCACAAAGCCAAAUUGUUUCUUUGAUGCCUAAUGGUAAAGGUAAUACUGAUAAAGAUUUACCCAGUUUGUCCCAACCCUUUGGCCAACAAUUAACUGAUACUCAACGAGCCAUGAUGGCUCAACUACUAACCUCAUCCAUUGACAAUGAUGAUUCAAGAGGGACACCAAUCAAAUAUUUGGACACAAAUGAUUUAGCUAUGUUUGACCAUUUUUCAACAAAUCAACUGCAACAUUUAAACUUAUCUGAUUCAAUGAUGGGAAUAAGCGAUCCUUCUGAGUUAUCAUUAAAACCUAUCUUUGUGUAUAACAAUGAUCAAAACCAGCUGAUGGAUUUAAUGAAUGAAGAAAUUUCCAAAGUUUCACCCUACGAGUCACAAUUUCCAACACUAAUCGAUUAUAUGACACCCGAUGGAGAAAUUAAAUCUGAUGAAAUUCUUAAAACAAAACUGUUGGAUUUAACAAACCCAUUCUCCUUUUCAUCUGGCAACUCUUUGAAAUCAUCACAUUUUUCUGAAUUAUCAUCUCUAACAACCACUCCCAAACCUGAUAUCUAUCUCAAAAUAAUUGAAAUAUCACCUGAUGAACCAUUAAUUCUUGAUUCUCCUGUUAAAUCCUCUCUAAAAUCAACAAUCCAAGGAUCUUCAAAGGAACAGUCGAAAGUAACAACAAUUAACAAGAUUAAUGAAAGAGUUCAUUUUCCACCGACAAAAACAACAGCUAAAGGUGACAUUAAAAAUGUCUGGAAACGUUUUCCUACUCCAAUUAUUUGGCCAAUCGGGUCAAAGGGUAACAAUGCAAAACCUAAAUCAUCAACAAAUCUUCAAACAAAAAACAAUUCUCUAAAUUUUGGAUUCAAACUCCCAAAAACACCUUUACCUUUACCAACAUUGAGUCCAAGUUUGAUUGAAACAAUUAAAAAAGCUCGACUCUUUUUCCAUCACCCAACAAAAUCUCCCAGUUUUGGGUCAAGAUCUCCAUCAUCACAACCCUCAUCUUCACUUUCAUCACAACCAAAAUCACCAAGUUCAUCAUCAUAUUCAUCAUCAUAUUCAUCAUCAUAUUCAUCAUCAUCUUCACAAUCUCCAUCAAAGCCACUUUCAUCUUUACCAUCUUACGGCACUUCACAAACAUCGAAUCCAUCAAAUCAACCUUUACCAUUCUCUCGUCCUCCGAUCAUAUUUAUCCUACUCAAGCCCAAACAAAAUCCAGCUUUAAAAACAUCACCGACUCAUCAACAUAAACUCUAUGAAAUGAUUAGAAAGUCAAAUCAAAAGCAAUCACCAUUCCUUGAUUUAUCAACCACUCACCAAGUUAAUCUAAGACCAAGCAACUCUUUCAAUCAGAUCAAUAAAGGUUCAUCAUCCAGUGAUGAUUCAAUUUCACGAUUAUUGUCUCCAAUAAAUCGUAAAAGUACUGAAAUAGAGUCAUCACUAAGUUUUUCAACUUUACCUCGUUCAUCUCAAUUGUCAUAUCCAGCAAUUAAACAAUCAACUCUGUCGUUAAACAAUUUUGAUCUUUCCAGAGCUGGUAAAAUGAUUGGUAAUUCUGCUCGGCUUGAAUCAAUUGAACCAUCUUUCAGUCCGUCCACGACAUCAUCUACAACAGUACCUUACAAUAAAUUGCAACCAACACCUGAAACACCCAAAAAGGCAUCUAAAUUUUUGACCGAUUCACUUUGGAUUCCAACACCGAGAAAGACUGAUGAUAAACCAUCCAACCUUAAAUACAGUCAACCCUUGGAAUCAGGAAGCACAAGUGAUUCAAAUAAGCUCAAAGAUUAUCACAAUAAUAAAAAAGAAUGGAUACCAAAAAGUUGAUUUGUUGAACUGUUAAACAAAAUUUCUGUGCCACCAGACAUAGUUUCAAUCAUUUAACUCUUUCUUCCCUUCCUCUUCAUUUCAUUCACGGAUAUCUUUGAAACAAACUUCAUACGCCAUUUGAAUCAUCCACCAAUCAUAAAAACAAUGAAAUUUUGUGAAUACUGCUGUUCAUUUAAUACUAUUUUUUAUCAUAUGGAGAUUAUUAUAAAUUAAAAAAGGUUUCUUUUUCUUGUUUA